Molecule: messenger RNA, 1554 nt
Organism: Xyrauchen texanus (razorback sucker)
Lineage: Eukaryota; Metazoa; Chordata; Actinopteri; Cypriniformes; Catostomidae
Product: sterile alpha motif domain-containing protein 3-like
Exons: 9
Coding region: 104-1549 (481 amino acids)
Source: RefSeq, a predicted model, not a curated record
UCGCGCGCGCGCCCUUCCCCCAAAGAACCGAAUCGUCCAGUUCGCGGUCUUUUUUCCUUUUGGGCGGCCAUCGGUGGAGAUAUCAUAGCACGGACGGUUACUCAUGGUUCUUACAGGGCUUUCAACCGAGGAGGUCCUUCAAAAAAUAUCAGAAGCAGGCAUAGAAGUGACCGACGUCGAAGCCCAGAGAUUCAGAGAUAAUGAUGUGGAUGGUGAAACAGUUGACUGUGGCCUCACAGAGACUAUGGUUGCAUACCUGUUUCAAGGAUCUUUUAAGAAGCAGGCCAAAUUCAACCAGUUUGUAUGCAAGCUGAAAGAGCCAGUAGUAACUCUGACAUUAGAGCCUGUUCCUCCAGAGGAAUGCCAGCAAUCUAGUUCAGCUAUACCAAGGAAUGGAACUAAUGUGAGACUGCCUGCUAGUUUUGACAUUCCAGCAUUCCCCAGACACCUACAAACGAAGCUGGACAACAAAGAACCAUGCCAGAGAAAUCCAAAGGAUAGACACAUAAUGAUCCGGGUUCUCUAUGAGGCUGUGGCACUAUACACAAUGUAUCCCACAACUUCAGAAUAUGUGCAAGUUGUAAAGAUACUGAUUGCGAAAUAUCCUUUCCUGAAGGAUCUCGAGGGAAAUGGUUAUCACACAUGGCACAUGUCUCUGAGGCGUAAAUUCAAGUGGGAGCGUGCACCUCUGGUUGACAACAGUGAAGUGAGAGGUAGUAAGGAGAAGUUUGGCCACAAAAAAUCAAAGCAACUUGUAGAAACAGUGAGGACCAGUCAAAGAAAUGUGUCCACGGCAUCAAGUGUUCUGGGUGAGGACCCAUCCUCCAUUGAGGCUCAUGUGAAUGUCUUGCAUAGCCAGUACCAGAAGAUGCAACCUGACUUCAGGAUUGUACGGAACCGAAUGCAGCAGACAUUUGCAUGGUGGCAAAAGGAGAUUGCUGAUGGCAUGACUGUAGAGGACACAGUUAAGAAGUACCCUUUCUUAAGGACACCCACCGGGUUGUUUAAUGAGUUGGAACGUAUCCAUCCAGCAACAGGGAACUUGUGUCAGCGAUUCAAUGAAGGCUUCAAAUGUAUUGUACUGAAGGUGCUUCACCUAGCUCAAAGGAAAUCCCCACUAUUCCAGUUUUACCUGGAGACAAAAGAAGAAGCUCUUACUGAGGAUCUUCCAGAUAUUGACUUUAGGGCAGCCCUCAUCUUUCUGCCUUACAUCUUCAAGGAGAACAUUGAUCACUUUAUUACACUUGGAGAGACUGAUCUUGACAGCCCGUACCCAACUAUUCAGUUGACCGACCAAGACUGGAAAAUGGCCUUUGCCAGGAGAGCUCCAAACAUUCUGAAAGUGGACCACAUCGAGGUGUGUCGCACCUCAGGAAUCGAUGAAGGAAUCAUCUCAGCGUUCUGCACAUACUUCGUGUUCAAUCUUUCAUAUCCAAGACAUCUGAAGAACACACUGAUGUUUCUCCAAAGGUACAUUGCCAAAAUAGUUGUGGAUGGUGACCAGCCUCUGCCAAUAACUGUCACUAGGCAAAUAAAUCUCCUCUACUGACCAUG